Messenger RNA from Lactuca virosa, 801 nucleotides. Lineage: Eukaryota; Viridiplantae; Streptophyta; Magnoliopsida; Asterales; Asteraceae. The record is from the annotation of a GenBank genome assembly.
AUGAGAACUGCAUCUACAUCUGAGUCUUCACAUCUAGUCAUCAUUCCAGAUACUAUACUUGCAAAAAUAGAUGCAAAUAGUGCCUCUCUACGUUCAUAUCAGAAAUACAUCCAGGGAACUAUCUCACCUCCCAAAAAGAAGAGGAAGCACUCAGAUCAUGCAUCCAAGAAGUUGGCUAAAAAGAAGAAGCGAUCAAAGUCCGUUCCACAGCCUCCUAUUCCAUCCCCAGACGUCUCUGAUGAUACUCAUGAAGCAGAAUUAGAUAAUCCCAUGUCUUCUCCUAAAUCUGUUUCACCAGCACACGUUCAGUCGGUUCUAGAAAGUCCAAACCAUCGUGUCUCCUUGGGUUAUGACUCACUUGACGAUGAUAACCAAGAUGAUGAUAACCAAUCCAAACCUGAAACUUUUACUCAAGGUUCUCCUGUACAAGAUAAUCAUGAUGAGGAUACUGCAAUACAGACGGUAGAUAUCCCUUCCAGUGAAGGACUGAUAGUCGAUGAUGAGACAAGUGACAUGUCUAUUGUCCUUUACUCCAAUGCAUCUGCCAAAACUUUCAGCAUUGAUCUUGAUGACUACUCUCCUCCAACUCGAAAAGAGUCUCAAGAAACGGAUGACGUUCCUGACCCAACUCUAUCAUCCUUUCAACAAGAUCCUCUUCAGGACGACGGUACUCCCAAAGAAACAGAUGAAGCCAAUACCAUAGAACCGCAGUCUGAGCGCAUCAGACUUACUGCCCAAAUGGUAGCUGAUGGUAUUGCAGAGAUUCGCUUUCACACAUCUUCUCACUCUAAAUAUCUGUAG